Cornus florida is the source of this 1650-nucleotide messenger RNA. Its product is annotated as probable magnesium transporter NIPA4. The transcript has 9 exons. Bases 317 to 1363 code for a protein of 348 amino acids. Gene Ontology annotation, molecular function: magnesium ion transmembrane transporter activity. Lineage: Eukaryota; Viridiplantae; Streptophyta; Magnoliopsida; Cornales; Cornaceae. Gene Ontology annotation, biological process: magnesium ion transport. Gene Ontology annotation, cellular component: membrane. The record is from RefSeq and is a predicted model, not a curated record.
CUCGAAACGAAUAUCUCUCUCUCUCUCUAACAUCAGUCUAAUUGUGCACAAACUUCUCUCUCUCCUGCGAGUGCCGACAGAUCUUCGAAACUUCUCACACAGCAUUGUUCCUCUCACCUCACUGUCAUCUCUCUCUAUGUCGACAAACAUAUAUACGCAAACAAUAUACAUUAUACACACAUUCUCUAUAUAAGAUCCACAGUUUUUUUUUUUCUUUCGAUCCAUUCUUCAGUUUGUAUCCGUGCUCAGUGAUCUUCAAGUUAUAGUGAUAUAGUGAACUGACCCCUUGAGAACUAGGGUUUAUUCAGUAGUAGCAAUGGAGGUUUCUCACAGCUGGAGAGACUCGUACAAGGGCAUGUCCUCUGACAACAUCAAGGGUUUGGUUCUGGCGUUGUCGUCAAGCGUCUUUAUCGGUGCAAGCUUCAUCGUCAAAAAGAAGGGCUUAAAGAAAGCCGGUGCUUCCGGAAUUAGGGCUGGAGUCGGAGGCUACUCGUACUUGUAUGAACCACUGUGGUGGGUGGGCAUGAUAACAAUGAUUGUUGGAGAAAUUGCUAAUUUUGCAGCUUAUGCAUUUGCACCUGCUAUUCUGGUCACUCCUCUUGGUGCACUCAGCAUCAUUAUCAGUGCUGUACUUGCACGUAUUAUUUUACAGGAGAAGCUGCAUACUUUUGGGAUUCUUGGUUGUGCUUUGUGCGUUGUGGGUUCUACCACAAUUGUUCUGCAUGCGCCUCAAGAACGUGAGAUUGAAUCCGUUAAAGAAGUGUGGAACCUUGCUACUGAGCCAGCCUUUCUCUUGUAUGCAGCUCUGGUGACAACAGCUGUGUUCAUAAUUAUAUUCCACUUUAUCCCAGAAGAUGGCCACCAGACACAUAUAAUGGCUUAUAUUGGAGUUUGUUCGCUAAUUGGUUCUUUGUCGGUCAUGAGUGUCAAAGCACUUGGAAUUGCUUUGAAGCUAACAUUAUCGGGAAUGAAUCAGCUAAUAUAUCCCGAAACAUGGGCCUUCACCAUGGUUGUUGUUACUUGUGUGGUUACCCAAAUAAACUAUUUAAACAAGGCCCUUGACACAUUCAACACAGCUGUUGUAUCUCCCAUAUACUAUGUCAUGUUUACAUCUUUCACCAUUUUAGCGAGUGUGAUCAUGUUUAAGGACUGGGAUAGGCAAAAUCCAACCCAGAUUGUCACGGAGAUGUGCGGGUUUGUGACAAUCCUUUCUGGAACCUUUCUUCUUCACAAAACGAAGGACAUGGCUGAAGGUUUGCCAACAUCUCCAUCCUUGCGACUUCCCAAGCAUGCAGAACUGGAGAAUGGUUUUGGUCAGGAAAGUAUUCCUCUUAGACGUCAGGAUUCAUUGAGAUCUUCUUGAUGUAUUUUGUUAAUUGAUUGCAGUCAGUCCCACAAACUCAUACUAGUCUCUAAGGAAAGAAAUCCACAGACGUCAAUUUGUACUUUUUCAAAGCAUUGAAACCAAUCCAUCAAUUUCUUUUUUCGGGUACAGUUGUAAACAAAAGAAAGGAAAAGUUCCCCACCUCCCCCCUCAUUUUUUUGGAUCACAUUUGUAGCCUUACGGGGUGAACCCCUUCUCCCUAAUAUGACGGACAAUUAUCAAAUGUAAUUCUGAGCGAGUUCGAAUAAAAAUGAAAAUUUUCUUCA